AGGUAGUGGUGAUGAGGCCGGGCUGGUCUGUAGGGAGCCGGGGGCGGGCCCGUAGCCUUGUGGGCGGUGGAAAGGCCCCUCCGGCCGGGAAAGGGUCGGUCGUGUGGAAAAAACCCGGAGAUUUUCGCUCCUCAAGCGUGAGAAGGGGAGCCGUGAGUGUGCGGCGGUGUGCCGGGAAUUCUGAUUUUAUGUUUUGGGAGUGAUAAAAACAAGAUAGGACCCAUAAAAGCUAGUCUUAUUCUCCACCAGCGUCCAGUGGGCAACUGGGGUGUAAACCUUGAGGAAGAAUGUUUGCCAAUGACUGUGGGCAGAGGAAACUCACAGAAAGCAAGAGGGGGACGAGCAUUGUUAAUACUUGUGACAUGAUACGCCAAACUCAAGUGUGAAAGCACAAGGCAAAAUUUCAUAUGGCAAUCACUUCUGUGCUGAAGCAUUGAAUUACUCUGAAGCUACUCCUAUUGGUACUGGAUCUGCACAUGUCACUGUUCACACAGUGAGUGAAUUAGUAAUCCAGAAGCAUGGUGGGAGUACUUACUAAAAGCAGAAAAGCAGGAAUCUGGGGCAGAACUGCAGUUUGUUGAAAAUUGUGGAAAGUUCUCUUGCACUUUUAUUUAGUGAUUAAAUUCAAGACAUGGGGCCAAUGAAAUACAAGUCAAGUGUGUCCUCGGUGUCCUGUGGUCUGCAGUAUCACCAUUCUUUGAUAAAGUGGAGUCCAAAAAUUAAUUUACACAUAGUGCGGACUUACUGCUCGCCAUCACCGAAGAGGCCUGAAGCCAAGUCGGCGAUGGAAAUGGCCAUGGGUCUGAUUAAUCGGCUGACAGAAGCUGGGACCGUUAUGGGAAAAACCUCUCUUCAAAAAAUUUCUGCAACAGGCAAGAGUUGGUGGGACAGAUACGAAGAAUUUGUUGGAAUUAAUGAAGUUCGAGAGGCUCAGGGAAAAGUGACAGAGGCUGAAAAUAUCUUUAUGGUGGCUCGAGGAAUAGUACGAGAGGCUCGUGAAAAUGUAGAAGCCCAACAAAUUAAACUGAAGGAAAUUCGGGACCGCUUAGACAGGGUGUCUCGGGAUGACACCCAGUAUUUAGAACUGGCCACUCUGGAACACAGGAUGCUGCAGGAAGAGAAGAGGUACCGUGCUGCGUAUUUAAAUGCAGAAGAAUCUGAGAGAGAAAAAUUUGCUCUCUUCUCCGCAGCUGUAAGGGAAAGCCAUGAGAAGGAGCGAACAAGAGCUGAAAAAACAAAGAACUGGUCUAUUAUUGGUUCUGUUCUGGGAGCCAUUAUAGGUGUUCUUGGUUCCACCUACGUAAAUCGAGUAAGGCUGCAAGAAUUAAAAGUCUUGGUGCUUGAAGCACAGAAGGGCCCAAUAAAUCUGCAAGAAGCCAUCAAAGAACAGGCCUCCAGUCAUUACGUCCAGCAGAAGGAUCUCAGUGACGUCAUAGCAGACCUGAAAAAUGUGCUGCAAACAAGGACAUCACAGGAAAUAAAAGAAGGUGCUUUGUUAACUAAAGGAGAGAGGAAUGACUCCAUAAAAAUAGAUUCUCUUUUAAUUCCUUUAAAUGAACAGCUGAACUACACUAAACAAGUCAGUUCACAUCUAGGGAGUUUACAAGAGCAGUUUAACAGUCUGCAGGAAAGUAUAGCGCAGGUGAUUUCUGAGGUUAAGAGUGUUAAACUUGCCGUCCAUUCUAGACCUAUGGAAAGAGUGAUGCCAAGGUCUUCAGCGGAGGGCAAGGGCCAGGCUUCUGCUGUGAGAGAUGUGAUUUUAGAGUUGUGUGAUACCGAGCGGAGACUGGAAGCACAGAUCAAGAGAAAUUCUAUUUACAGCACGGCAUUGACAUGUGCUAUGUUUGCUAUUACUCUGCCAGUACUCUAUAUUAUACUUAAAGGGAACUGAUAUCUAAUUAAUUGCCACAAAUUACUAGAUUAAUAAAAGUAAACUUGCACUCUAAGUACUUAGAGUACAAGUCUAAAUGAAGUUGCGUUAGUAUUUCUCGUUAUGCUUUCUGCUGUGUGUUUGGAAAACUUGUAAAGACUUAGUCCAUCUAUCACUGCAGGCUCCAUGUUAACAGUCUUUGUCAUGCAUUGCGGUUUUUAACUCCUCAAGCAAAGGAAAUUCCACAGUUUCAUCUAUUGAUUUCAUUCACUGUUUCAUUCUUUUACUGUCUAGUCUUGUAUAUCUUGCCAAUCAGUGACUUUCACUCUGGAGCUGUAUUUGUGAUUUUUCUGUUCAAAUGAUUCUUUUAAUCUCUCAUCAAUUUAAAUGCUUCAUGUGUAAUCCUUGUAAUCCUUUGUAAUUUUACUCCUGAUUUCUUCAUAGUUUUUCAGUUUGUCUCCAUACAGAAAACAUUAGGAGUCAUUUUACCGAACAGGUAGAAAUAUUUGCUGUGAAAUAUUUCGGUUUGUUUCUUUUUUUUUUUUUCUUUCCUUUUCUUUCUUUUUUUUUUUUUUAAUUCUAGAUACAAUGCAGUGACUUACAAUGUGACAAACAGCAGGGGCCAUGUGAAUAAGGAGGAUUGAAGUUAUGAUACAAUGUGGCUAUAUGGCCAGGUGAUGCAUUAUAAAUACAUUUAAGUUACAUGUGGUAACUUUCCUAGGGCAGUUUCUUGUGAAAAAGCAUUUCUGGACUCCAGGUGUUUGUUACUGAUAGCUCCGUGUCCUUAAAAACUCACGGGCAGGGAAAGAGAAAAAGGGUGCAGAUAGAUGUGUGAAGUACGUUGAUGUUUAUUCUGCCAAUGCAAGCCACUUGUCCUUUCUCUACAGACUCCUUAAGCCAUCAUUCCCUAGGAAUUUUGUGGUUUUAGUAAUCAUCUAUGGAGCAACCACUCUCUUAUCCCUACUGGUAUCUCACUGGAACUUUCCCUUAUUUUUUUAUUCUUUUUUCAAUUUUGUCCUGUCUGGAAAUUGAGAUGCUGCUCCAAAGCAGGUGCUUUCAAGCCGGUACAUUAAUGGUAAUAUGGUUACACAAACUACUCCAAAGUAAUACUGGAAAAAAACUACAGGUCCAGUUGCCUGUUUUUCCUUGAAGGAGGACGAAUGACUGAUUAAGGAAAAAUGCUUAUCUUAACAACUAAACAUCAGUGUCUCUGUGUGGCCUCACACAGUUAUUGGUAUCGCUGUGGUAAGACAUAUUUUUCUCCCGGUGAUGGCAGCAGAUAAGCAAAUCAGAUGUGGGACUCCUGCUCUAUGAGCCCUUCUGUGGAUGCUUUGCAGACAAAGAGCAACAAGCUCACUGUGUGCUGUAAUGCCUUUAUGUAAGCUUUUUAGAGUGACUAAGUUGUGUUUACUAUACCAUCUGCUAUGUGUUUUUUUUCUAUCAGCAGUUUCUUCUGCCCAGCAACCAUAUUAAAAGAGUUUGAGGUUUUGAUUAUAAGCUCCUAAGACUGUAAGAUCUUUGGGACACGGACAUUUGCUCUAUGAAGCACCAACUUCAUUUGUUAUCAUUGGGUGCUAUUAUAACACUACUGAAUAAACAAGCAAUGUUAGGAAAGAUCUGUGAUGAUUCACCACUUGUAAGGGAGAUGAAGUAUGCAAAAAGUAGAUUUGAGAGGGAUCACUGCUGAUUUAUAUAUUGAUUGUUUGGAGUGUAAAGUGAGUAACAAACAUUUGGCAGGGAAGCUGUUUGAUCUGAUGGCUGGAGAACUGGGAUAAAAAUUCCAGUGCACUUAGCUGCAUCGGGAAGUAUAUAUAUACAGAUCAAUACAAUUUUUCAAAACUAUAAUAUUUCAUUUUCUCAUUUCACAAAUAUUUUUAUAGGUCACUUAUACUUCUUGCAGGAGUUUGAUGAAAAUCAGAGACAAGUGUGUAAUUGAAGUGGAAGGGAUAGUACAAUGGUUCUAUUUGUAAUUUACCGGCACAAGUCACUGCAAAUUUUGUUCUUUUUUUUUUUUGUUGGUUUGUUUCCUUCAGUUUAACUACAUAAAGUUAGGCUGCUGUGUUAUGUGAGUGGCUGAAUUUUAGAUACUCAGCAUCACUGAAAAGUGGAUUAUAUAUAUAUCUAUAUUAUAUACCACAGUAUUAAAAUGCUGAAUGUUAGGCAGCUAAAUUUGAAAGUGGAGGCAACACUCACUGACUUGUACUUGGUGGCAUUAAAAAUGAGUAGAGGUCCAAGACUAAUCUCGUGUACAAUAAAUAAGAGAAUUCAAAAACA
Molecule: messenger RNA, 4144 nt
Organism: Calidris pugnax (ruff)
Lineage: Eukaryota; Metazoa; Chordata; Aves; Charadriiformes; Scolopacidae
Gene: CCDC51
Product: coiled-coil domain containing 51
Exons: 5
Coding region: 632-1891 (419 amino acids)
Source: RefSeq, a predicted model, not a curated record